Molecule: messenger RNA, 1100 nt
Organism: Triplophysa dalaica
Lineage: Eukaryota; Metazoa; Chordata; Actinopteri; Cypriniformes; Nemacheilidae
Product: glutathione S-transferase omega-1-like
Exons: 7
Coding region: 113-829 (238 amino acids)
Biological process (GO): glutathione metabolic process
Cellular component (GO): cytoplasm
Molecular function (GO): glutathione dehydrogenase (ascorbate) activity; glutathione transferase activity
Source: RefSeq, a predicted model, not a curated record
AACGGCUCCUGCAUUUACAUGUUUCAACUAAGACCUCCCAUCUAUAUUAUAUCUAUAAACUUCCCAUUUUGUCUAAAUUUGUUCAUACUAUCAGAAAAUCCCUGAUAUAACAAUGGCUGCGUCUCAGAAAUGUCUUGGGAAAGGCAGUGCUGCCCCUGGACCUGUGCCAAAGGACCAUAUUCGUUUAUACAGCAUGAGAUUCUGCCCUUUUGCCCAAAGAACAAGACUUGUGCUUCAUGCCAAGGGAAUUAAGCAUGAUAUUGUCAACAUCAAUUUGAAGAAUAAACCUGAUUGGUUUUUCGAGAAAAAUCCUCUUGGUUUAGUCCCAGUGCUGGAAACCCAAAGUGGUCAGGUGAUACAGGAGUCACCAAUCACCUGUGAGUAUCUGGACGAGGCGUACCCUCAAAAGAAACUCUUUCCUUCUGACCCUUUUCAGAAGGCCCAACAGAAAAUGCUACUAGAGGAUUUCUCAAAGGUGACUCCAUUCUUCUAUAAAAUCCCAAUGGGAAUGAAUAAAGGAGCGGAUGUCUCAGAACUUAAAACAGAAUUUAAAGACAAACUCAUCCAUUUAAACAAGAUGCUCGGCAACAAGAAGUUUUUUGGAGGGGAUUCGGUCACAAUGAUUGACUACAUGAUGUGGCCGUGGUUUGAGAGAAUGGAGAUGCUGGAACUGAAGCCCUGCUUGGACAGCUCUCCUGAGUUAAAGAAGUGGAUUGAGCACAUGUUGGAGGAUCCCAGUGUGAAAGCUAUGAUGUUCAGCACAGAAGUCUACAAGGCCUUCUACAAGACCUACAUGGAGGGAAUACCCGAUUAUGAUUAUGGGCUUUAGAGUAAAUCAUUUUCAAUGAUAACAAACAAUUCAUAUUUUCCGAUUUAAUGAAAUCUUGCUGGAUCUAUUCAAGCUUUGAUAAUCUUAAAAUCAGAUCUUUUAAAUGGUUUAGUCUAGCACUUUCUGUAGCUGGUAAAACUCCUAUCGUGGAUAUAGUGCUAGUGACUGAGUUAUUUGUGAAAUAUUCAGCUGAAUGGCAUACAGCAUUUUAAAACUGUUCUGUACACAAUGUGGUGAAAGAAAUGAAUGACAUUAAACAAAUUGCAACAAG